Messenger RNA from Eimeria acervulina, 1032 nucleotides. RefSeq lists its product as hypothetical. NCBI's taxonomy places the organism in Eukaryota, Apicomplexa, Conoidasida, Eucoccidiorida, Eimeriidae. The record is from RefSeq and is a predicted model, not a curated record. Gene Ontology annotation, cellular component: nucleolus; 90S preribosome. Gene Ontology annotation, biological process: rRNA acetylation involved in maturation of SSU-rRNA. Gene Ontology annotation, molecular function: tRNA binding; 18S rRNA cytidine N-acetyltransferase activity. The transcript is spliced from 4 exons. The annotation marks the transcript as partial.
AUGGAUAUACACUCGAGAUAUAAAACUGAGGCUUUCUCGUCUAUUGACCCUCGCUUUAAUAUGCGCAUGCUGCUGUCCCUUGUCUCUUGUCGCCGCUGUCUUGUUCUUGAUGAUGAGUUAAAUAUUCUUCCUAUUAAUGGGGGGGAGGCGUUGGAGACAGCAUCCCCAGCGCUGCAGCAGCAGCAACAGCAGCGGCUGCAGCAGCAGCAGCAGCAGCAGGAACUGCUGCAGCAAAUCAUUAGUAAAGUUCAGCAUGCACCCCCUCUUGAUGCCUUAGUUCGUCUCUGUGUCUCCCCUGAUCAAGCAACUGCUGUUAUUGCUUUUCUAGAUUGUCUCUGCAGCUGCAGCAGCUUCCGCAGCAAGCUGCAGGAAGAGGCCUCGCAGCAGCAACCACCUGCAGCAGCAGCACCAGCAGCAGGUGUGGGGACUGCAGCAGCAACGGGAGCCUUUCAAACCGUCGCCCUAACAGCAGCAAGAGGAAGAGGCAAAUCUGCUGCACUUGGGCUUGCUGUUGCUGCUGCUGUUGCUUUGGGUGUCUCCUCAACUUUUGUCUGCGCCCCAUCUGCGGAGAAUGUACAAACCCUCUUCGAGUUUGUUCAAAAGGGUUUAGUUGCGAUGGGUUUACGAGAGCAAGCAGACUUUCAGGUGUCUGUGGAGACAGUGGAGACAGGGCGAAGAGGUGUGCGGGGUGCAGAUAUCUCUGGGGCUUCUUCUACGGGUUUAUAUGAGCAGCAAGAAGUUAAGGUUGUCUCUCAAAUUGAGGGAAUAGGGCCUUAUACGGUGUUGCUUUCAUCGACUUGCAACGGAUAUGAAGGGACAGGGCGCUCUUUGUCUUUAAAAUUGUUAGGGGAGUUAAGAAGAGGGUUUAAGGGUCCUGUGAAUGGCGUUGGAGGGGAGAAGGGGCUGAGGAGACAGUUAAAAGAAUUGUCUCUAGAGACACCCAUUCGUUAUGCUGCAGGAGAUGCUGUAGAGGCGUGGCUGAACCAACUCCUCUGUCUCGAUUGCACAGAAGCUCCUGCUUUAAACCCUCAG